AUAUUUUUGUUUGGGUUGGUUUAAAAAAAAUGUAAAAGCAACCCCCGCAUCUUUUGAUUUUUCAGUAUGCGGCCCCUCGUGGAAAACGUUUGGACACCCUGAUGUAGUAUUUGGGUCACUAAGCGUCAGUAAUGACACAAAACAAUGAUGACAUAUAGCCACAGCCAUGGCAUGGCCGACAUGAUAGAGUGAAAAAAAGUUCUCCUCCCUUUCCGUGUGGAAGUGGUACAUUUGUGGUUUAGAAUAAAUAAGUGGGAGGCUAACUCGUUUGCUCGGUAGCAUGCUAUGCUUAAAGCCGUGGCCAUCUGUUGUGUCCCUGCAGGGAUCCUGUAGCCUGUGCAUUGGCAAUGUGGUGUCAACAAAGAAUAAUAGGAGUGUAAAGAUGACUAUGGGGGUGUUAUUUCAUGUCUACAGGGCUCUAAUAAUGGUAAAAAAAAAACCUACUUAGAAAGUCCUAACCUACAAAAGUCAUAGCCUACCUACAAAAAUAUUCCUUUUAUUAAUAUUGAAUCCUAGUUCGCAGAAAUUCACUUAUCGCAGUCUGGUCUGGAACCAAUUAAGUGCUAUAAGAGGGAUGACUGUAUACGGUAAAUACAAUAAGUUGUAGUAAUAAUGUGGAGAUGAGGGAGUUUAUUAAGCAGCAAUAAGGCUUGCAGCAGGCCUUUUAAAUUGGAUGCGUGACUUGAUGUGUUUUUUUGCAAAUUGAUUUUUUUACUUUGGGUCUAGUGAAAAUUUGACCUCGGUCUUCUUAAAGUUGAGGCUGAUAUGCACCAAAAAUGAAACACCGGAGCGGCUAUCUACCUUUUGUAUGUCUACCAAGUUUGCAUGAGAUCAAAUGAAAAAUGUAGCUAAGUCAAGGUUUGACAUUGCGGUGACCUAGACAUUUGACCUAGACGUUUUUGCUUAGACAUAUAUAAAGGUAAGGAACCAAAGAACCUUUAUGGUAAAUGUGUUGGUGUUUGUACAUGCGACAGACAAACAAAACAGUUUUUUCCAUUUUUCCGGCCUUGGCGGAGGUCCACCCUCUUGUUACUUAUGUGAUUUAACCUUAAAAGCCUCUUAAAUUAAAAUGGUUUUCCCUGUCGCCGCUUUUACGACACAGCUCGUCCCGCUUGCGCACACAAACCGGCCACAUUCUCCCAGUGCGCCACGUUUCCCACAAGAGGAUUCCUCAGCAGUCACCGCCGGCCGCUCCACCCAUGUCGUGAGCGGCGCUUGUUGCUGAAGGUGCAAGCUGACGGUUUGACUUCUGGCAGCGUUUGAGAGGCUGCUGACGUGCGCGUUGGGCAGGAAGUGUGCAAGAAGCAGCUCUGGAUCCUGUUUUUCUAGACCGCAGCAGCUGGAACCGCGCCACAGCUAUGACUUGUAACGCUAAACACAUACACACACGCACUCUUGCCCUCGGCCUCCGCUCAUAACUUCCUCGCAAACACCACGCCCACCCAAAUUCCUAAAUUGAUGCACACACGCCAAUACAUUUCACCUACAAUCAUGGCUAGUCAUGCAGUUGAUGGUGUGUAGCUUCACUGUCAACAAUCUGUGCAAUCUUCACACCUGGCUGCGUAUGAAUGACAGCAUGACGUAUUUCAACGUUUAAAUGAGAUUCCGCUCCUUCUCACGAGACUGUACGAAUAUUUUGUGGGAAACAUACAGCAGUAUGGUUAGUAAAAAUUGUGACCUUUUAUUAGCCCUUUCUGAGGUACUCAUUGACCACGACUGCAAUCUAGUCAAGUUGGAAUUUGGUCCAUUGGGCAAAAAGUAAAUACAAGUCAUGAGAAUUACCUUUUUUAUGGCAAAAAUGACUUUUUUUGCAUAUUUUUACAGCCGGAUGACUUGGCGUUAGAGAUUCUGUUGCUCAUACAUUGUCUAGUUUGAACUUUGUGACAAUUGCCCACAAAAUAUGCACAAAAAUGUGUCAAAAUGUUCACACUUACAGACUUCUUGUACCAGUUCUCACAAAAUUUGCAUCAGAAAAUUGUCUCAUGUACAAAAUACUGGUGUACACUUACAAAUAUACUUUUUGUACGACUUCCCACUAAAUUUGUGCGACAGGGUUGUCACACCUGAGUUCAUACUUAUACCGAGUACACAUUUUGGAUAAAUUCAUACUAAAGUUGCACUGGAAAAAUGUCCCAUUUGAACGCAGUACACCUAUUGCUAUACCUUUUGUACAAUUUCCUACUAAUGUUGCAUGACAACAUUGACCCGUUUGAUUGACGCAUUUUUUGAAAGAUUUUCGACAAAUGUCAUGUGACAAUAUCGUCCCGUCUCUGAAUGCACUACAUGUGUACGCUUAUACAUUCUGUAUGAUUUCGUGUCAAAUUUGUGCGGGUGAAUACAAUUUUUGUGUAGUGUUGUGGUGAGCCGCAGUAUAGUUAAGACGUUCACCAGGUUUCACUUCCGUUUCCAGGUCAUAUGGUUGUUGUGGCAGCUGAGCCGUUGCUAAGUUGUUAUUGCUUUGCUCAGUGGAGAGUAAACGGUUGAUUCCACUUAUCCUUGACUCCCGUCUCGUUCUGAAUCACAUCUCCACAUUUGGUGACCCCGACGUGAUAUGAGCACGCAACCUUCUAUCCUACUAAAUUCAUAUAAGAAUAUUAUCCUGUAUUUAUACUACAGAUGUUUUUUCGUACCAAAUAUGCGUAAGAAAAUAUUCCUGAAUGAACACAAAACACCUACAGAUGUAUGGGUUUCCUUCAGGACAGUUUCCUACAAUAUGUGCAUUAGAAAAUUGUCCCGUUAGUGAAUGUACUUAUAGACCGGAAAUUACGGUACAUAAGCCGCUACUUUUUUUCACGCUUUGAACCCCGCGGCUUAAACAGUGAUGCGGCUCGUUUGUGGUCGCAUUCUGGCCUCACGACAUCUCAUGUGCUUCGGAGCAGUCAGUUUGUGGCUUUCAGGUCUAGUCUGAUGUUUAGCUCCUAAAUUUGGAUGACAGCACAUGUACGGCCCCUUCCUGAUUUCUUUUUUUUUUGCAUGUUUGUCACACUUAAAUGUUUCACAUCAUAAAACAAAUGUAAAUAUUAGUCAAUUACAACACAACUGAACACAAAAUACAGUUUUUAAAUGAAACUUUUUAUUAUUAAUGGACAAAAAAAAAUCAAAAACUACUUGGCCCUGUGUGGAAAAAGUGAUUGCACCCUAAAUCUAAUAACUGGUCGGGCCCCCCUUAGCAGCAACAACUGCAAUCAAGCGUUUGUGAUAACUUGCAAUGAGUCUCUUACAGCGCUGUGGAGGAAUUUUGGCCCACUCAUCUUUGCAGAAUUGUUGUCAUUCAGCCACAUUGGAGGGUUUUCCAGCAUGAACACCUUUUUAAGGUCAUGCCACAGCAUCUCAAUAGGAUUCAGGUCAGGACUUGGACUAGGCCACUCCAAAGUCUUCAUUUUGUUUUUCUUCAGCCACUCAGAGGUGGACUUGCUGGUGUGUUUUGGAUCAUUGUCCUGCUGCACAACCCAAGUUGGUUUCAGCUUGAGGUCACAAACAGAUGGCUGGACAUUCUCCUUCUGGAUGUUUUUGUAGACAGCAGAAUUCAUGGUUCCAUUUAUCACAGCAAGACUUCCAGGUCCUGAAGCAGCAAAACAGCCCCAGACUAUCACACUGCCACCACCAUAUUUCACUGUUGGUAUGAUGUUCUUUUUCUGAAAUGCGGCAUUACUUUUACACCAGAUGUAAUGUGACACACACACCAUCUAAAAAGUUACACUUGUGUUUUGUUGAACUUUUGAGUAUUUUCCCAAAGGUCUUGGGGAUCAUCAAGAUGUUUUCUGGUAAAAUUGAGACCUUCCUUAAAUGUUCUUUUUGUUCAGCAGUGGUUUUGGUCUUGGAACUCUGCCAUGCAGGCCAUUUUUGCCCAGAGUCUGUCUUAUGGUGGACUCAUGAACAUGGACCCCUAAUUGAGGCAAGUGAGGGCUGCAGUUCUUUGGAUGUUGUUGUGGGGUCUUUUGUGACUUCUUGGAUGAGUCGUCGCUGCGCUCUUGGGGUCAUUUUUGUUGGCCGGCCACUCCUGAGAAGAUUCGCCUCUGUUCCAUGUUUUCGCCAUUUGUUCAUCUCAGUUGAGUUAUGUUUUAACGGGGGGCAAUCACUUUUUCACACAGGGCCAUGUAGGUUAGGCUAGUUUUUCUCCCUUCAUAAUAAAAAGUUUCAUUUAAAACCUGUAUUUUGUGUUCAGUUGUGUUGUCAUUGACUAAUAUUUAAAUUCGUUUGAUGAUCAGAAACAUUUCAGUGUGACAAACACGCAAAAAAAAAAAGAAAUCAGGAAGGGGACAAACACUUUUUCACACCACUGUAUAUGCUUUUUCAGACUUGCCGUGGUGCUUGAUGGUGCUGGUAGUAAGAGGAGAGGAAUGUCUUUAACUGCAAUUUCGGAAAAUAACAUCCUGGAAAACAAGUUUCCAAGAAGCCCCGCUGCUGCAUGCUUUUCACAGACUUAAUCAUGCACUGCACUCACCGGACACACAUACAGUACACAAAACCUUCACGCUUCGCUUGCACACACGCAGACAUUGGAGGCAGACGCUGAGCCCACAGCAGCGCAGCGACUGCCAGCGCUUGCGUGGUGAUGACGAAAGAAACAAACAAAGCCAUACUUAGCAAAGAAAAGAAAGGUGUGGGCUAGCAGAUGGAUUUAAGAGGGUGGAAUUACUUAUGUCAACACAUUGCUACAGUGCCGCCUUUCUUUCCCAGCGACUGGAGCAUGUGCAGACAUGUCGCUGUGAAUGGCGCGGUGUGGUAAGAGGAUCAAUAGAUUUAAGAGUGCAUGGUGAAGACACACCUCUUACACAGGGUCAGGACAUCCCACACAGAGAGGAGGAGGAAGGAGGCAGAGAUAGGCUAGAUGCCUCAUUGUGUUUCUUUUUUCUUUUUUUUUUUUGACCCCCUCCCCCCUAUUUCCUUACUUGAUGUUGAGAAAGAGCAGAGGAUGCAGGCAAGUGUUUGCAACAUGCUCCUCUGUCAUGCAAAUGUGACUGCCGCUGCCGCCGCCGCCCUCCGUCAGCUGUCAGGGAAGGGAACGUUCUCCACAGGAAUGAGUCCUUGAGCCGGCUCACCAUGUGGAUGUGGGACAGCAACUUCCAAACUUUUGCUGGAAGAAUCCCCAGGAAAAAGGAAGAAAGAGCAGCGGCCCCCAGAGCUUAUCGUGUGGGUGGCCGCCUGUGCGAGAGUCCAUACACUGCCUUUUUUUUAGUGUCUCUUCAGUAACUCAUGGAUUAAAUGGUGCCUGAUUUUUAGGAUUUUAUGUGCUUCAUUUGCACAAAGUUUCAGAGAGACUCUUGACGGACCGCAGCAUGGGACACCACACAUUAUACUGGACUUUCCACUGCACACUGUGGGUCUUUGCCUGGAGAUAGAAUAUCAAAUAGGCCCAGAAAAGCCUCUUAAAAAGGGCGACUCGGGCUUGAUAUGAAGCCCGGACUGUGUCCAGGUGUUUCGAGUGACAGGACCAUGAAGCACCUGAGCCACUUUCCUUUUAGAAGACAUUCCUGGAUAUGUUUCGACGUGGACAAUGGAACCUCAUCAGGUCGCAGCCCACUGGACCCUAUGGCCAGCCCGGGAUCAGGCCUCAUCCUGCAGGCCAAUUUCGUCCACAGCCAGAGGAGGGAGUCGUUCCUGUACCGCUCCGACAGCGACUACGACCUCUCGCCCAAGUCUAUGUCCAGAAACUCCUCCAUCGCCAGCGACAUCCAUGGUGACGACAUGAUUGUAACGCCAUUUGCACAGGUCCUUGCCAGCUUGAGAACUGUACGGAACAACUUUGGUGCAUUAACUAACCUGCAGCAAGACAGAGCUUCUAAUAAUAAGAGAUCACCCAUGUGCAAUCCACCACCCAUCACCAAGACCACCUUUACAGAGGAGGCCUACCAGAAACUGGCCACUGAGACGCUGGAGGAGCUGGACUGGUGCCUGGACCAGCUGGAGACGCUGCAGACCAGACACUCAGUCAGCGAGAUGGCAUCCAACAAGUUCAAGAGGAUGCUGAACAGGGAGCUGACUCACCUGUCAGAGAUGAGUCGUUCAGGGAAUCAGGUGUCUGAGUUCAUCUCCAGCACCUUCCUUGACAAGCAGCAUGAAGUAGAGAUGCCAUCACCUCAGACGCAGAAGGACAAGGAGAAGAAGAACAAGCCCAUGUCUCAGAUCAGCGGUGUGAAGAAGCUGCAGCACUCGUCCAGCCUCACCAACUCCAACAUCCCUCGCUUUGGCGUCAAGACGGAGACGGAGGACGAGCUGGCGAAGGAGCUGGAACACGUGAACAAAUGGGGCCUUAACGUUUUUAAAAUCUCAGAAUUCUCUGGGAAUCGGCCGCUGACAGUCAUGAUGUACACCAUAUUCCAAGAGCGAGACUUGUUAAAAACGUUUAAAAUUCCACUGGACACCUUUAUCACCUACCUGAUGACCUUAGAGGACCAUUACCACGGCGAUGUGGCGUACCACAACAACAUCCACGCUGCUGACGUCACCCAGUCCACCCAUGUGCUGCUAUCCACCCCUGCACUCGAGGCCGUGUUCACGGACCUGGAAAUCUUGGCGGCCAUCUUCGCCAGCGCCAUUCACGACGUGGACCACCCGGGAGUGUCCAACCAGUUCCUCAUCAACACCAAUUCUGAACUGGCGCUGAUGUACAACGACGCAUCUGUGCUGGAGAACCACCACCUGGCCGUGGGCUUCAAGCUCCUACAGGAGGAGAACUGCGACAUCUUCCAAAACCUGACCAAAAAACAACGACAAUCCCUGCGAAAGAUGGUCAUCGACAUUGUGUUGGCUACUGACAUGUCCAAGCACAUGAACCUACUGGCUGAUCUAAAAACGAUGGUGGAAACCAAAAAGGUGACCAGCUCGGGAGUCUUGCUGCUGGAUAACUAUUCUGACAGGAUACAGGUUCUGCAGAACAUGGUGCACUGUGCAGACCUGAGCAACCCCACAAAGCCCCUGCAGCUCUACAGGCAGUGGACCGACCGCAUCAUGGAGGAGUUCUUCAGCCAGGGCGACCGAGAGAGGGAGCGGGGCAUGGAGAUCAGCCCCAUGUGUGACAAACACAACGCCUCGGUGGAAAAGAGCCAGGUCGGUUUCAUCGACUACAUCGUUCACCCCUUGUGGGAGACGUGGGCCGACCUGGUGCACCCGGACGCCCAGGACAUAUUGGACAUGUUGGAGGACAACAGGGAGUGGUACCAAAGCACCAUCCCCCAAAGCCCCUCCCCCGCCUUGGAAGAACCUGAGGACGGCAGCCGGCACCCGGUAGGGGACAAGUUCCAGUUCGAGCUCACGCUGGAGGAGGACGGCGAGUCGGACACGGAGAAAGACAGCGGCAGCCAGCCAGAGGAGGAGGAGGAGGAGGAGGAGGAAGAGGAGGAGGAGGAGGAGGAAAACAGCUGUACGGACUCAAAAACACUCUGCACGCAGGACUCGGAAUCUACCGAGAUCCCCUUGGACGAGCAGGUGGCGGAGGAAGAGGAGGUAGCAGAGGAGGGGGACACUUCCUACUCGCAAACUUGUGUUGUGGAGGAAGAGGAAGAGGUAGCGGAGGAAGAGGAGGAGGAAGAGAAAAGCCCCGACACAUAGCAGUGCAGGACAGCCCCUGGUGAACUCUUCUUCUUAGUAAUGAUUAUUUAUAGAAUAUUCUAUGGGGGCGGGGGGGUCUGUGUUUUUUUCUUACACGUAUGUUCCAAAGCCACUCCCCCUCCAUCAGCCCUGUUGAGACGCACCCACAUCCACCCUGCCUUCUGUUAGCCAUCACCCAACAGGGACACCUUGGCCACGCCCCCUCUGCGCCUCUUCUCUGAUAUGACACGCCCAUGUCAACCACACGGCUCCUCCGAGCUGUGAUAAGACACGCCCACAUCCAGCACACCUCCCUCACGCUCCACUCAGACACGCCCACAUUGCCCACAACUCCUUCUCAGACACGCCCACUUUGGCCACACCCCUCACAAUCUCAGACAACCCCCACCCAACGGUACUCACUUUUUAUUUUGCACUCAGGAAAAAUCCCUCCCCAUUCGCCGUUCUCCAUGCUGAAGUGACCUUUUUCUUUUUCCGCCCCUUUUUUUCAUCUUUUCUUUUCAACCCAAUCACAUCGAGGGCCGGAGGGAGUGGGGGCGGAGCCGGUAGAAACACACGACGUGGAAGUCUUCCUUGGAAAACGACGUUGCUUGCUGCUGUCCUCUGUAUCAGAUCUUUUCUACACUUUAUUUGAGCUUGGGUGUGAAUGAUGAGGUCAUUUUUAAUGUUGGCUUUUUUUUGGGGGGGGGUCAGACUCAUUUGAAGUGUUUGCACUUGCUCCAAUAGCAUUUAUACCACUUAAUGUACUCCCAUGCCCACUCUGCUCCCACUCGGCUAACUAGGACUUUAUGGUUAUUAUGAUUAAUUCAGCAAGAUGGCCGCCGGGGAGGAAACAAAGAAGGUGACGUGGGUGAAGCCUUGAACUUUUAUUGUUGCCUACAGUUCUUUUUGAACACAUCCUGAGACAAUGCAAUGCUUUGUAGUCCAUACAAAAAAAGCACUUUUUUUUCCUUUUUUUUCAUUAUUUCAUUAUUAGUGCUUCUAAAGAUGUUUAGCAAUUGGUGGGGUGCUUUUUAUUUUAUGGUUUUAUAUCCAAACAUUACAACAGCUUUUCAUUGCUUUUGUCAUCAUUGUUUGGUCGUUGAGCACUUGGUUGCUUUGUCUUUGCUUUGGGAUGAGACAAUCAGCGUCGACUGACACAUUGCCUUUUUUAAUUAAAAAAAAAAAAGUGUCACAUACGACAGAGUAUUAUAUCUUGAAAAAAAAAUCGGAGAUUUCAAGAAUAAAGUUGUAAACUCACGAGAAAAAAGUCGUAAUAUUGAGAGAAAAAAGUCAUAAUAUUGAGAGAAAUAAAGUAAUAAAUUAAUGAGAAUAACAGUAAAAUUUACGAGAAAAAAGUCGGAAAUUCACGAGAAAAAGUUGUAAAUGUUUUUCUCGUAAUUUAGAGAAAACUUGUAAAGUUGGAAAAAAUUGUGUUGUAUUACGAUAAAAAAGUUGUAAAUUUAUGAGAAAAGUAGUCAUAAAUUACCUAGAAUAGUGUCGUAAAAUUUACAAGAAAAAGUUGUACAUUUACGAGAAAAAAAUUUGGAAAUUAACGAGAAUAAAGUUGUAAAUUUAUGAGAAAAAGUUGUAAAUUUACGAGAAUGCAUUCGGGAAUUCACGAGAAAAAGUUGUAAAUGUUUUUCUCGUAAUUUAGAAAAAACUUGUAAAGUUGGAAAAAAUUGUGUUGUAUUACGAUAAAAAAGUUGUAAAUUUACGAUUAAAAAAAGUUAUACAUUUACAGUAGUCCAAGUGAAAAAUAAUGAGAAAAAAGUGAUAAAUUUAUGAGAAAAAAAGUUGUAAAUUUACAAGAAAAAAGGCGUAAGUUUAAGAGGAAAAAAGUCGUAAAUUUACAAGAAUAGAGUCGGAAAAUCACGAGAAUAAGUUGUUAAUAUUUUUCUUGUAAUUUAGAGAAAACUUGUAAAGUUGUAAGAAUUUUUCUUGUAUUACGAGAAAAAAGUCGUAAAUUUAUGAGAAAAUAGGUCAUAAAGGAACUAGAAUAAAGUUGUAAAAUUUACGAGAAAAAAAGUUGUACAUUUAUGAGAAAAAAAAUUAGGAAAUUAACUAGAAUAAAGUUGUAAAUUUACGAGAAAAAAGGCGUAAAUUUACAAGAAUAAAGUUGUAAAUUUACAAGAAAAAAGGCGUAAAUUUACAAGAAUAAAGUUGUAAAUUUACAAGAAAAAAGGUGUAAAUUUACAAGAAAAAGUUGUAAAUUUACAAGAAUAAAGUUGUAAAUUCCCGAGAAAAAAGGCCUACACUUAUAAGAAAAACGUCGUAAAUUUACAAGAAUACGUUCGGAAAUUCACGAGAAAAAGUUGUAAAUGUUUUUCUCGUAAUUUAGAAACAACUUGUAAAGUUGGAAAAAAUUGUGUUGUAUUACGAUAAAAAAAAGUUAUACAUUUACAGUACUCCAAGUGGAAAAUAAUGAGAAAAAAAGUGAUAAAUUUACAAGAAAAAAAGUUGUAAAUUUACAACAAUAAAGUUGUUAAUUUAGGAGAAAAAAAUUCGUAAAUUUAUGAGAUAAUAAGUAAUAUUACGAGAAAAAUGUCAUAAUAUUACGUUUUAGAGGGAAAAUAGAGAAUAACUCUUCAGGAAGGAGGGAAAAUUUCCUCUUGCCUCAGGUAAGCUUUUAUUUUUGUCGUGGCAGCAAAAGAGAGCAGUUGAGCACAAAAAGAUUAGCAUGGCUAGCCCUUCUCACUUCCACCUUCCUCACCCCGUCCCCUCCACGUGGCCAAGGCCAAAGAUCACAUAAGUCCCCCUUUUCAUAGCUGUCUCAUGCAAUGCCUGAAAAGUUAUGUUUUUUUCUCGUAAAUUUACAACUUUAUUCUCGUAAUAUUACGAGUUUUUUCUCGUUAAUUUACGACUUUAUACACAUAAAUUUACCACCGUAUUCUCGAAAUGUCAGUUUAUUUUAACACGCCGUCGUAACAGGCAUUGCCUGAGACAGCUGUGAAAAGGGGGGAAUUAUGUGACACUUGGCCUUGGGCAAAAGUAAUAUUACGACAUUUUUUCUCGUAAAUUUACGACUUUUUUCCUGUUAAUUUACGACUUGUAAUGCAAUGCCUGAAAAGUUACAAGUUUUUUCUUGUAAAUUUACAACUUUAUUCUCGUAAUAUUACAAGUUUUUUCUUGUUAAUUUAUGACUUUAUUCUCGUAAAUUUGAGACUUUAUUCUCAAAAUGUCCGAUUAUUUUAAUACUCCUUUGUAACAGGCAUUGCCUGAGACAGCUAUGAAAAGGGGGGACUUAUGUGACCUGUGGCCUUGGGCAAAGAUAAUAUUACAACAUUUUGUCUUGUAAAUUUACGACUUUUUUGCUCAUAAUUUUACGACUUUAUUCUCGAAAUCUACGAUUUUUUUUUUCCCAAUGUGGCCCUAAUACUCUGUCGUAGUAACAUGCCAAUGAGUCUCACGCAUUCAUUUUUUUAUUUUUUUUGUAUUUAUUGAUAUGUUUUAUAUUUUUCCUCAGUGUAUUGCGUUAACGCAUAAAGGUGGCACAGUAAACAAAUCACUGUAGCAUAAACAGGCUUGCCAGUUCCAAAACCCAAAUAUUAUUACUUUUAUUUUGCUAUUUUCCAUUUUGCUUCUGUGUACAUAAAAAUAGUACCAAAAAAAAAAGGAAAAACACACUUGAAGACUGCACACUGAUUUUUUUUUUUUUGUCACUCUUUAUUUAAUCUAACAUGUUUGUGCCAAUUUUAUUUUCAUGUUUUCCUUUUUAUUGUCACGCUCACCCGAUGCCCUUACCUGUAAUACGAUUUAUCCAGUUUUAAUGGCUGUUUACAAACAUGAUAUUUAUUGUUGUGUAUAUACUAUAUAGUUAUUAUUAUUAUUAUUAUUAAUGUUAUUGCUAUCAUAACACCGUUUGUUGUAAAUGGUUGACUCUUAAUCAUCCCUUUUGGUGAUGGUGUGGCUGUAAAUCACGUACCUCUUGUUGAGAGAAUGUGUUUAAAAAAAAAAAAAGUUUGGAAAAAAAAAGGUUGCUUGUCUAAGAAGCAGCUUGGAGGGGAGGGAGGGGGUCCAGGGUGGGGAUAAACCAAAUUUUUCUCUAACAGCAACUGUUUCUUGGCCCAUGGGCUGUGCCUUAAAUUCAACACUUUGUCACCCUUUUUGUUAAUAUUCACGUUAUUUUAUUAUUAUUCUUCUGCUGCAUUAGUGAUGACCUCCGAACCUCUUUUGAUAAUCUCAAUAAACUGCCUUUUUUUGUUUUGUUUUGUUUUGUUUUUUGCUUUUGAAGCCAAAUUGACCCCAUCCCCACCCCGGGUAACGAAACAAGAGAGGUACCACUCUGUCCUGUCCUGGCUGCAACAUAACCUCAAGCCAAUAUAGGAAAGCACACAGGCUCAGCGACACACACACACACACACACACACACACACACACAUGCAUGUUCAGCCGCUGCUGCAUUAAAUUUGGCUGAAACACACUGUGUGUCGCUAAGGCCCCACGCCCCCUUUCCUGGCAAUAGAACAUCCCAGAGACUCUUCUGUUGACACAUAUACUGUAGACGCUAAACAGCCCUGGACCAAUGGAAACAGUGGGUUCUUGUUUUUCCUCUUUUACGCGUUCUAUUUUUUUAAUGGAGUGAAAGGAAAACACAAACUGUAACUUUAAAAAAUAAAUAAAUAAAAGGUCUUCGGGACAAUUAUUUUUGGGGGGUUCUGUCUUUAGAAUGCCAACUUGUCCGGACGUUUCACAGGACAAAUUCAAAUGUUAUUUUAAUGGAAUCCUUGUUAAUUGCAGUCUAUUGGAUAGCACUGUAGAGCAAACAACUUUAUGUAAAAAAAAACAAAAAAUGUUUUUUAUAUGCAAUGGAUUAAAAGCAUGGGUUGAUUCUGCCUAAUCUGUGUUUUGUUUAAUUAUAUUUAUUUUCAUUUUUUUUAUGUAUUUGUUUUUUUCAAAGCAAUUAUUACAUACAUUUUUUUUUCAAUAAGAUUUUGUAUUAUAUUUCGUAUUUUUGCUGAAGCACUGGAAAUUAAGUAGUAAAAAGUGGCAGCCUUUUGCUCCAGCGAUCAAGUCUGGUGCUUGUGUGUCACACUGAGCAUUACAGUAACAUUACUGACACCUAGUGACUAGUGUAGCAUGCUACAUAUCACUCACAGCGUCUUUGAAUGCCUCUUUUGAAUAGCUUAUAUUUGUAUUUUAGUUCAUUUAGCCAUUUUUAUGCUUGAAAAUUCUUAAUUUAUGCCAAAUAUACAUUUGCUUAAUUAUGUAUAUUUUCUGACCAAUAAUUACAAAAAAAAUCUAAAAAUGAGAUUUUAAAAAGGUCAAAAGGCAGUCAGGCUUUCUGAUGCAAAUAAACACACAAAAGCCAAACCAUUGAAAUUGUUUUAUUUCCUACAAUGUCAAAAAGAAGUCAAAUAAAACGUCUUGCGUUGACAAACAUUUCCUCUCUGUCAAUAAUAAAAUCCCCAUGCUGGAAAAUGACACUUGGCCCUACUUAAUUGAUGAUUUUACUUUAUUUUCACUUGAGAUUGACACAUGGCUAUUGGCAUCAAAUGCUAAUAUCACACACGCACACACACGCACGCACGCACAUGCACAAAGUCUAGUUGAUCCCUUUAAUUGUGUGGCUUAUUAUUAAUGUGAGCUACUUUCUCUUCCCCGACGACUUCACGACAACAUGGAGAACACGACCGACACGUGGCAGGGAAGACAUCUUUUUUCAUUUUUUUAAAAAAAGGUUUACACAAACAACACACUACUCCUCUGUAUACCCCCCCACAACCACACGCACACACACACCACACACUGCAGUCAUCGAACUGGAGAGACUAU
This is a messenger RNA of Dunckerocampus dactyliophorus (ringed pipefish), 13305 nucleotides long. RefSeq names its product phosphodiesterase 4D, cAMP-specific (gene pde4d). Bases 5395 to 7551 code for a protein of 718 amino acids. The record is from RefSeq and is a predicted model, not a curated record. Gene Ontology annotation, molecular function: 3',5'-cyclic-AMP phosphodiesterase activity. Gene Ontology annotation, cellular component: perinuclear region of cytoplasm; nucleus; cytosol. Gene Ontology annotation, biological process: signal transduction. The transcript has 15 exons. Lineage: Eukaryota; Metazoa; Chordata; Actinopteri; Syngnathiformes; Syngnathidae.